GACCAGCCGCAUCGCACAGCUACGAGAGUUCAUUCUUCCUUUCUGGCGCACUUGAGACAUGCCUGGAUUGAGCAAACAAAUGAGACCGUGCAUUACUUUUUCAUCUUACAUGGGAAAUACAGUGAUUCUCUACAGUCUACAGUAAAUGAAAUCGCAGUUUCACCAUGACUUCUGUGAACACGUCAUGUGAAGCGGUGAACUGCUCCAGUCCCACUCACAUGACUGGCUGGGAAUCAACUAUAAACCAGCUCUACACAUACGUUUACCUGAUUAUAUUCAUCCCAGGCCUGCUGUGCAACACCCUGGCUCUUUGGGUGCUCUGUCGAUUCAUAAGCAAAAAGACCAAAGCCAUCAUCUUCAUGAUUAACCUGACUGUAGCUGACCUGGCUCACGUGCUGUCGCUGCCGCUUCGAAUUCACUACUACAUCACACAAGACUGGCCUUUCGGCAGCGGGUUAUGCAUGCUGUGUUUUUACCUGAAGUACCUUAACAUGUACGCUAGCAUUGUCUUUCUGGUGUGCAUCAGCAUCCAGCGCUGUGCUUUUCUCCUGCAGCCGUUCCGCGCCAAGCACUGGAAGUCUCGCUACGACGUCUGCAUCAGCGCCGCGGUCUGGCUGGUGGUGGGGCUCUGCUGCUCGCCCUUCAUUUUAAUGAGGAGCAAAUCAAAUUCUGGAAAUAACAGCACAACCUGCUUCAAAGACCUGCCCAUGCGCAAGCUGGAUGUACCCUCGGCCGUUUCCAUGAUGGUUGCUGCUGAACUCUUGGGAUUUCUCGGUCCGUUAAUUAUCAUCGGUUUCUGUACUUAUUUAAUCGUGAAAUCCUUGCGACGGCGGAACCAAAAGCAGCAGUCCACGGGUAGCACAAGAAAGGCCUUGCGCAUGGUUAGGGUGUGCACAGGGGUCUUCCUCUUCUGUUUCGCCCCCUACCACAUCAACUUUCUGCUGUACCUGAUGGUGACCCAGUGCAUUAUCACAAACUGUGCAGCGAGUCAGGCCAUCCGACUCUUCCACCCCAUCUCUCUCUGCAUCGCAAGCCUGAACUGCUGCCUCAACCCUCUCAUCUACUACUUCCUGACCACAGAGUUCAAGCAGCAGCUGUCCCAGCACGGCAGCUCUGUGCUCAGGGGCCGUCUCAUGAGCACCGAGAGCACCUCUUCCUUUAGGGAUUGAUCAGGAACCGCCAACGUUUUUACCAUUCAAGCCAUUUACUUGACUUCAGUGUAAAAACAUGGACAUUUAGUGUGCAAAUCGUGCCUUCAGACCGUGUACAAACUAAAGUCUAUGCAUUAUGUGCUAUACAUUGCUUGAACAAAAAGAUAUAAGGCUUACAAACUGAAACGUUAUGUCCAGCAAGUAUUGUUUUGACCGAAAUCACAGCCGUUCAUGGCAUGGGUGAAGUAUUUGAAGUUGAACAAUGAUAGCCGUCAAAGACUAAUUUAAAUGGGAGAAAAAUUAAACUUACGACUGACUGCAUGACAGAAACAUUUUUGUAUAAUGCAGACGCAGGAUGAACUGAUCGUGUCUCUCUCA
Messenger RNA from Sinocyclocheilus rhinocerous, 1529 nucleotides. RefSeq names its product putative P2Y purinoceptor 10. Gene Ontology annotation, cellular component: plasma membrane. The record is from RefSeq and is a predicted model, not a curated record. Gene Ontology annotation, molecular function: G protein-coupled receptor activity. Gene Ontology annotation, biological process: positive regulation of Rho protein signal transduction; phospholipase C-activating G protein-coupled receptor signaling pathway. The coding region runs from base 165 to 1169 and encodes 334 amino acids. The transcript is spliced from 3 exons. NCBI's taxonomy places the organism in Eukaryota, Metazoa, Chordata, Actinopteri, Cypriniformes, Cyprinidae.